UAGGAGGUAGUGUAAGGUAGGUGGGAGGUAAUGCAGCCCGAUAAUGGUGCUCUGCUUGCUUUCUCUGCUCGAUAACAUGAAAGGAUACCUACGAAACCGCGGUUCAAGACCGUUGAUUUGCAGUGAGCACUAGGGUUGCCGGGAUUGAACAAGAUGUUGAUCGCGUCAAUCGAAUACUUUCGCCUACCGCCAAGAUGGCUGUUCGUCAAGCUUGUCGACGCUGCCGGCAAUGUCGGAUGGGGAGAAGCAAGUCUCGAGGGCCACACAGAGGCGGUUGAGGGAUGCCUAGACGCCUUUGGAGAACGAUUCGUGGGACAGGAAGCCGAUGACAUUGAGCAGAUAUGGCAGCUGGGAUACCGCAUGGGCUUCUAUCGUGGAGGCCCUGUGAUCAUGUCUGCGCUCUCUGGUGUAGACAUUGCGCUGUGGGAUCUCAAAGCGCGCAAGCUGAACCUGCCCAUCUAUCAGCUUCUGGGCGGCAAGGUCCGAGAUCAAUUGAAGGUGUACGCGUGGAUCGGAGGCGAUCGUCCUCACGAUGUCGAGGCUAUGGCUCGCGGUCGACUCGAAGCAGGCUUCCGAGCGGUCAAGAUGAACGCUACUGAAGAUCUUGGCUGGCUGGACUCGCCAAGUACACUGGAUGCAUGUCUCGAGAGAGUGAAGGUGGUCCGAAGGCUCGGGCUGGACGCUGGGGUCGACUUUCACGGCAGAGUGCACAAGCCGAUGGCAAAGCAGUUGGCGAAACUGCUGGAGCCGGAGCGGCUGCUCUUCAUCGAAGAGCCACUGCUAUCGGAGAACAUUGAGGGCAUUCAGGAGCUGUCGCAGCACGUAAGUACGCCUAUCGCGCUGGGAGAGCGGCUACACAGUCGAUGGGACGUGAAGCGGUUCCUGGAGGCGCGCUGCGUGGACGUGCUGCAACCCGACAUCUGCCACUGCGGCGGCAUUUCGGAGUGUUUUCGCAUUGCGAAGAUGGCAGAAGCGUACGACGUCGCGCUCGCUCCGCACUGCCCUCUCGGGCCUAUUGCCCUGGCGGCCAGCGUGCACAUUGACGCCACCUCGUCCAACUUCGCCAUCCAAGAGAUGCCGUUGGGCAUCCACUACAAUGUCGGCGGCUCGGACCUGACCAGCUACCAUACGAACCCUGAAGUGUGGCAAGUCACGGACGGCUACAUCCAGCUGAUGACCGGUCCGGGGCUGGGCAUCGACAUUGACGAGGCAGCGGUGAGAGCGGCGUCGGUGCAGACGAAAGCGUGGCGAAGUCCGCAUUUCGUGGGUCCUGGGGGAGAGAUUCGGGAGUGGUAGAGUACCUAGGAGGUAGGGUAAGGUAGACAGGCACGAUGAUGGAUAGGAGGUAGUACCUGACUAGGUGCCUGGUACCUGUUAUGAGUUCUAGAAGGUACUGGAUGUACCUGACGCCUGACGGUAGUACCUGAGCUACCUAGUUGCUUCAUGUCACGUUCUGGAGGGAGCGCUCCAUCCCCAGUUGCCCGGGCCAGUUCUGUUUAGAAUCUGCUAGGAGGAGGUAGGAGGUAGAGGGCGCCCGAUAUUCCGCAGAGCGCACUGGUACCGCUGCCUGCCCGGGCCGUGACAUCCAUGAUAUCUAGGUAAAGGUAGGGUAGGUACGGCUCCGUGAUCCCGCGCUUCCCG
Molecule: messenger RNA, 1641 nt
Organism: Sphaerulina musiva SO2202
Lineage: Eukaryota; Fungi; Ascomycota; Dothideomycetes; Mycosphaerellales; Mycosphaerellaceae
Product: enolase C-terminal domain-like protein
Exons: 1
Coding region: 154-1296 (380 amino acids)
Biological process (GO): amino acid catabolic process; D-galactonate catabolic process
Molecular function (GO): galactonate dehydratase activity
Source: RefSeq, a predicted model, not a curated record